Phycodurus eques (leafy seadragon) is the source of this 3831-nucleotide messenger RNA. RefSeq names its product collagen alpha-1(XXVIII) chain-like. NCBI's taxonomy places the organism in Eukaryota, Metazoa, Chordata, Actinopteri, Syngnathiformes, Syngnathidae. Bases 1 to 3753 code for a protein of 1250 amino acids. Gene Ontology annotation, molecular function: serine-type endopeptidase inhibitor activity. The transcript has 36 exons. The record is from RefSeq and is a predicted model, not a curated record.
AUGGGUGCAGGCCCGGGCCACCAGGCGCUAGCCUUCGAGCCCCGCCUCCAGGCCAGGCUCCAGCGAGAGAGAGGGGCCCUCCAUGAAGAUGUUGUAGGGGGACACAUAAUCUAUUGCUAUGCCCCUGUUCAGAGCAUUGACACCAUGCUGCUGUUGCCCUCAGUGCACUGGGUUCUGCUCCUGUGGGGGCUGCAGUGUGUUUGGGCACAGGACUAUAGAGGAUAUGAAGAGGUGGUGACUUCCAAAAGGAGGAACAGGCAAUAUACAUCCAAUUAUGUGCCAAAUAAUGGCAAAUCACUUACGGAUGAAGCCUGCAGUCUGGAAUUAGCCUUUUUGAUCGACAGCUCCGAGAGUGCCAAAGACAAUCAUGCCCAGGAGAAACAGUUUGCAUCAGAAGUGACCGAGGGACUGCAGGGCCUCCGCCUGCAGAGCGGCCGCAGCCUCGUCACCCGCUCGGCCCUCCUUCAGUACAGUAGCCACGUCAUCAUAGAGCAGACCUUUAACCAGUGGCAGGGUCCCGACAGCUUCAAGGCCCGCAUUGCUCCCAUGACAUAUAUCGGCCAUGGCACCUACACCACCUACGCCAUCACAAACCUCACACGCAUCUACCUGGAAGAGUCGGCUCCCAGCAGCAUCAAGGUGGCCAUUCUGCUCUAUGACGGUAUCUCGCACCCCAGGAACCCAGACAUAUCUUCAGCCGUGGCUGAUGCCAAGAACCAGGGCGUCCGCUUUUUCACCGUCGGAAUUACUCCUGAAGCCAAGGAGUCUGCCAAUAUUGCCCAGCUGCGGUUAAUUGCAAGCUCGCCAGCCUCCCGCUACCUUCAUAACCUGCAAGACAGAGACAUUGUGGAAAAAGUCAUCAGAGAGAUUACCACACUGGCAGAGGAAGGGUGUCCACUUGUGCAGAGCCUGUGUGCGUGUGAGAAGGGCGAGCGGGGGCCCAGCGGCCCAGCUGGCAAGAAGGGCCGUCCUGGAGAGGAUGGCAUCCUAGGACUAAAGGGACACAAGGGUGAGGCUGGGCUCAGCGGACUUCCAGGUCGAGAAGGUGCUGAGGGCAGACCAGGAUCCAAAGGGGAGCAGGGGGAGAGAGGAGAGUGUGGCUCACCUGGAAUUAAGGGAGACAGAGGUCCUGAAGGGUCCAUUGGUCCCAGGGGGAAUCGUGGACUUCAGGGUUUGCCUGGUCCUCCUGGUGAUGUUGGACCGGAAGGUGUGAUUGGUAAAAAAGGGGAACGAGGACUUCGUGGCCCACCUGGAAUCCAAGGGGAAACAGGAAUCGGGCUCCCAGGACAAAAGGGUAAUGUCGGUCUCCAGGGGCAACCAGGGCCAAUAGGUCCAGUGGGCCUUGGUGAGCCUGGACCACCGGGGCCUCAAGGGCCACAGGGAAUCCAAGGAGAAAGGGGGCCUUUGGGAGAAGGUCUCCCUGGCCCAAAGGGGGAGCGAGGCUUGGAGGGGCCCCGGGGGCCCAGAGGACUAUCGGGUAUUGGAAUUAAAGGAGGCAAGGGGGAGUUUGGUCCUCCGGGUCCUGCAGGCCUCAUCGGCCUACCAGGUCUCGGCAUCCAGGGUGAGAAGGGCAUUGAAGGUCCGAGAGGGCCACGAGGGCUACGUGGGCCACCGGGAGAAGGCCUACCUGGACCCAAGGGAGAACAGGGGUUCCCGGGUGAUGUUGGCUCUCCAGGAGAGAGAGGACUGGGAGAACAUGGAGAUAAGGGUGAGCAAGGAUCACCAGGAAUAUCGGGGUUACCUGGUUUGCCAGGGGAGGAUGGAGCGCCUGGACAGAAAGGUGAGCCAGGAGCUCCAGGCCUGAGGGGGCCAGAGGGGUCACCUGGGACUGGAACACAGGGUGAAAAGGGUGACCAAGGUCAAAGGGGAAUAAGAGGCCUGACUGGGCCACCUGGCAUUAGUGGCCCAUUAGGACCCAAGGGUGAACCAGGGUCACAAGGCAGGGUGGGUUUACCUGGUCUACCAGGACGCUUUGUAAUGGGACCCAAGGGUGAUGUUGGUCCAAAUGGCCCUCCUGGUCCGGUUGGGGAGACCGGCUAUGGGCUUCCCGGUCCAAAGGGUGACCAUGGAGAUCUCGGCCCUGCCGGUCCAUUUGGCCAAAAAGGAGAAGGCUAUCCCGGCCCGAUGGGCCCCCCUGGUCUACCUGGGCUUCCAGGAGAACCCGGCCCUGAAGGGAUAGGUUUACCUGGUCCAAAGGGGGAUAUUGGUUUCAGAGGGCUGCCUGGUUUACCGGGAUCUCCAGGUGAAGGACUCCCGGGACCUCAGGGUCAUCCUGGGCGACCGGGCCCCCUGGGGAUAGUGGGGCCACCAGGAGUAGGAGUCCAGGGACCAAAGGGUGAACAGGGGAUCCAGGGUGUGACAGGACCAAGGGGGCCUGCUGGAGAAGGCUUUCCUGGAGCUAAAGGUGACCGUGGUUCGGCAGGGGAGAGGGGCCUGAAGGGCUUCACGGGAGAUAUGGGUGACCCAGGGAACCCAGGGCAACCCGGUCAAUCUGGUGUCAAAGGAGAAGCAGGUCUCACAAGGGAGGACGUCAUUAGAUUGAUCAGAGAAAUUUGUGGAUGUGGGAUCAAGUGUAAGGAGAGGCCUAUGGAGCUGGUGUUUGUCAUUGACAGCUCAGAGAGCGUGGGUCCCGACAACUUUGGUAUCAUUAAGGACUUUGUCAACGCACUGGUUGACCGAGUCACGGUGGGCCGCAACUCCACCAGGAUUGGCCUGGUACUGUACAGCCUGGAGGUGAGGCUGGUGUUCAACCUGGCCCGCUAUGUAACCAAACAGGACAUCAAACAGGCCAUUAGGAACAUACAAUACAUGGGAGAGGGCACCUACACUGGUACGGCCAUCCGCAAAGCGACCCAGGAAGCCUUUUACAGUUCACGCCUGGGAGUCAGUAAAGUUGCUAUUGUUAUUACGGAUGGACAGGCAGACAAACGGGAGCCAGUGAAGCUCGGUAUUGCCGUACGUGAAGCUCACGCGGCCAAUAUCGAAAUGUUUGCCCUCGGUAUUGUCAACACUUCGGAUCCAACACAGGCAGAGUUUCUUCGGGAGCUCAACCUGAUUGCAUCUGAUCCAGACUCCGAUCACAUGUUUCUUAUUGAUGACUUCAACACCUUACCAGCUUUGGAAUCCAAGUUGGUCAGCCAGUUCUGUGAGGACGAGAAUGGAGACCUUAUAUAUAACAGACUGACUAAUGUAAACAAUGGCCAUAGCAACAGCAGGAAUGGUAACAAUGGGAAGUAUGCCAAAGGCGGCAGUGGGUACCAGCCUGCCACUGACUGGGACCUCCUGAACACCCGUCAGUUCAACAACCAGAACCAUGGGGACAAGGUGGAGAGCAUCCAGUAUGACCAUAAAGGAUCCAGUACAGGACAACAAGUGCUUGCAGGGACAACAAACUGGGGUAGAGAGCGUGGGGACACUUUUAACGAUGGGAGCACAGCAUUCAAACCUAUUCCUUCUUCCAGAGAAGACUCUUCCUCAGUGAAUGUAACAUCAUCAUCAUCAGGCGUAUCUGUGAAGUAUGUUCCUGCACCAAGACCAACUCUUCCCAAAGAGACCGCAACCUUGGACCCUCGCUGUGCCUUGGCUCUAGAUCAGGGCUUGUGCCGCGAAUACGUCAUCCGCUGGUACUAUGACAAGCAGGCCAAUGCAUGUGCUCAGUUUUGGUUCGGAGGAUGCAGCGGUAACAAGAACCGCUUUGACACAGAGGAGGAAUGCAAGAAGACUUGUGUGGAAACCACAUCUACUGGAAGCUGAGUGAAGGCACACUGUAUAGAUUCUGAAUUUGCUUCAGAGUCCAACAUUUUUCAUCACUCCUACUCAGGAACAGAGGCC